AUGGCCUCACCACCAGCCUCCAAGAUCCAGGACUUUGCCUCGCCCCCCAGCCCUCCCACGCCCGCCCCGGGACUCCAUCUCGACACCCACCUCGAUGGCCCGUCCCAGAGCAGAAGCCGUGGAAGGUCGGCCACCUCAGCAACGGCAACCGCAGCCCAGCCCAACAUCGAAGACCUCCUCAGCCCCACCCUCACUCGCUCCUCCGUCGACACCACGCUGCGCCGCCGCAUCACCCGCUCCAACACCGUCCGUCACUACCACUCGCCCACCAGAGCAACGUGGGAGGAGCCCGGUGCCGAGCCCGGUGUCGACGUCAAAGACGAAGAGGCCGCCGCCCGAUUCGCACACCUGCGCCAGCAAUGCGACAUCACCGUCGUCGACUUCUCCGCCGAGAGGAUCCAGACCUACGAGCUGGACAACGACACGCUGCACGACUUUGUCAAGAAGCCCAAGGAGGACUGGGUCGACUGUCGCUGGGUCAACGUCAACGGCCUGGACUUCGACGUCAUCGGCGAGCUGACAACCCACAAGCAGCUGCAUCGCCUGGCCAUUGAGGAUCUGAUGACAGGCCGAGAGCAGCGCACAAAGGUCGACUGGUACUCCGACCAAGCUUUCAUGCUGUUGACCCUCUCCAAGCUCGUUCGAAACCCUAGCAACGACUCGGACAGCGACUCGGACUCGGAAGAGGAGCUGCCCAGAUACGCACGCUCGCGAUCACGCUCUCGAGCCGCGCACCACGCCCAAAAGAAGAAGAGGAAGACUUGGAUCAAGAACAUCAAGCACGCCCUCGGCCUCCACCCCGGACCAACCCAACCCAAGGACCUGGAGCACACCCCAGACAGCCUCGACAAGCACAACACCAACCUCGACGGUGCGAGCACAUCCCGUCUCUCGACCUCCAAAGAAGGCUCCGCCGGCAUUCGCACCCUGCAACGCUAUCGUGGAGGUCCCAACCUCGAGCGCAUCCUAUACCUGGAGCAGAACUCUGCCCUCACCGACAAGCACCUGACCGUCAGCGUGGAGCAAGUCGGCAUCUUCCUCUGCUCCGACAACAGCGUCAUAUCCUUCUUCGAGCACUCCGCCGACAUCAUCGAGUCCUUCAUCCUCAAGCGUCUCAACACCGAGGACACGAUCCUCCGUCGCUCCGCCGAUAGCUCCAUGAUUGUGCAAGCCAUCAUCGACGCCAUCAUCGAUCUUGCCAUACCCGUCGUCGCCGCCUACGAAGACGCCAUGGGCGAGCUGGAACUCGAUGUGCUCGAGGACCCUGAGAUCCACCACUCGCAAUCCCUCUAUCUGCUCACCUCGGAGCUGUCCAUUCUGCGCAACACCAUCCAACCCAUCGUGUCCCUCAUCAAUGCACUCCGCGACCACAAAUCCGACCCGAUGCAGCAGAAUUGGAUCCAGCACCAGAACUCCCAUCUCGCCACCCGCAAAACAAUGUCCUCCAUCGCCAUCUCACCCCUCGCGCACACCUACCUGGGCGACGUCGAAGACCACUGCAUCAUGAUCACCGCCUCGUUGGACCAGAUGCGGCGCGCAGCCGACAAUCUCAUCGACCUGAUCUUCAACAUGAUGGGCGCGUUCCAGAACGAGUCCAUGAAGGUGCUCACCGCCGUCACCAUCUUCUUCCUCCCCCUCACCUUCCUGGUCGGCUACUUUGGCCAGAACUUUGCCCGCUUCGACGGCGUGCAACACCACUCGGACAGCUUCUUCUGGAUCAUCGCCGUCCCCGUCAUGGUCCUGACUGUGCUCGUGCUCAUGAGCCAGACAAUCGUCAGAAAGGGCAGGCGGUGGAUGGGCAAGCUCAAGCUGAAGAGGGCCAAGUCGAGGGUCGGCGCCCAGGGCGGGCGCAACGGCGCGAAUCUGCUGGGCAUGACGCAUGAGCAGAAGAAGAGAGCUAAGCGGAGACAGACCAUGUACACCAAAGGCCAGAUUGGGUCUUUUUAA
Molecule: messenger RNA, 1947 nt
Organism: Ascochyta rabiei
Lineage: Eukaryota; Fungi; Ascomycota; Dothideomycetes; Pleosporales; Didymellaceae
Exons: 2
Coding region: 1-1947 (648 amino acids)
Biological process (GO): transmembrane transport; metal ion transport
Cellular component (GO): membrane
Molecular function (GO): cobalt ion transmembrane transporter activity; magnesium ion binding; magnesium ion transmembrane transporter activity
Source: RefSeq, a predicted model, not a curated record